Messenger RNA from Lingula anatina, 2607 nucleotides. RefSeq lists its product as uncharacterized. Gene Ontology annotation, biological process: regulation of phosphatidylinositol 3-kinase/protein kinase B signal transduction; mitotic cytokinesis. The record is from RefSeq and is a predicted model, not a curated record. NCBI's taxonomy places the organism in Eukaryota, Metazoa, Brachiopoda, Lingulata, Lingulida, Lingulidae.
UUGAGGCUAACAUGAAGUGGCAGGUAUACGACAGCCAGAGAGACCACUACGUGGCCACCUUGAUGGAGCAACUAGAAGACCUAAAGGAAAAACUGCAACAAGCCAAGUCAAGCACAAACCUUGAUGAAGCAGCCCAGAGAGAGAUUGACAAGAUUUUGUUGGCUUCCAAAGAUAAAGUGACUGCCAUUGAAGAAGAGAAAAUACAGCUAGAAGAUGACCUGAGAAAAUUCAAGCAACUUUGUGAGCAGAAGGAACAGAGGAUACGUCAGUUGGAGGCACAGUUACGUGAGCGCCAAGGUGGAGACAAAGAUGUUGUGGAGGCCCUCAAACAACAGAUCUUGCUCUGUACUGAAGAUUUUGAAGCUGAGAGAAGAGACCGAGAGAGGGCUCAGGGAAAGAUUUUUGACUUAGAAACAGAGCUUCAACUUCUACGGAGACAGCUAGAAGAUGACCUGAGAAAAUUCAAGCAACUUUGUGAGCAGAAGGAACAGAGGAUACGCCAGUUGGAGGCACAGUUACGUGAACGCCAAGGUGGAGACAAAGACGUUGUGGAGGCUCUCAAACAACAGAUCUUGCUCUGUACUGAAGAUUUUGAAGCCGAGAGAAGAGACCGAGAGAGGGCUCAGGGAAAGAUUUUUGACUUAGAAACAGAGCUUCAACUUCUACGGAGACAGUUGGAGAUGUAUGAAGGGGAAGCCGUUCAGAGCAUGAACAGUCGGAGGCAGGCUGCACUGGAGGGACAUACAUAUUGUCCAGGUCGCACUGUUCCAGAUGAUUAUGACCUGGAGGAAGACAUGGAUGAAGUUGACAGCCUCACCUCUGCCAAAGAGUAGCAUUUAAUGUUAAACCAGUACACCAACUGGGGAUGGGCAAUGGUAGCGCACUUGCCCCUCUCCAAGAGAUUUUAAAGAGAAAUUUGUGCUGAAAAUUCACAAAAUGUAACUUUUCGUUUCUCCCAAACCAUCAGAUGUGGCUUACUUAUUCUUCAAUCAAUAUAUAUCUGAGUACAACAGGUGGUACACAUAUCCUGCUUGUGUGUAUUGAAUGUAUUGUGUGCCGUCAAGAGAUGCCCCCAAGCAUUGUUCUCCACCUCUUAUUACCUGUAUACAGCUCUACUGUUAAGAAUGCUGUGAAUGCUGAACUGCUACAUUCCAAGGCAAGAAACAUGCACAUGUGACGGGUCUAUGCCCUGAGAAGCCCAGAAUGCACCUUGGACAUUCAAAUAGAAAAAAGGAAGAAAAAAGAAAAAUAAUAAUCCAAAAAACUUCAGCAUUUUUCUCUCUAUCACCAAGGUACAUGUAUCCCACUAUACUAGUAUACUCUAUUCAUAUAUGUCUAAUUUUUUAUCUCUUCAUAGUUUUCGCUGUCAUGAGUGAAAUCCAUGAGUUAUUGGUCAUCUUCAUGUCAAAAUUGUUCAAUAUUUGGAAUUUGAAACUUAAAAAUUUGAAGCUUAUAUAUAUGUGCAUACUAAACCGUGCACAGGUAAUGAUAUUAAUGGUAGUUUUCAGUUUUAUAGGUAGUUUUAAUAUGACUUUAGGAAUUCUUUUUAAGAUCGUCUUCAGGGAAACAUUUUAAUUUUAAAACAUAUACAGCACCCCUGGUACACGUACUCAGUAUGCAUGUUAAUAUUUACAAUUACCUGUGUUGUAUUUGUUUCUUUUUUAGUUAUAUAAAUAUACAUUAUCUUGCAUAGAAUUAUUCAUAAUGAAAGCUCGCGUAGAUUAAGAGAACUGCAUCAGUAUAGUUGUAUUAUGGGGAUGUAGCUAAAAAAUACACUGGGUCGUUUCCGGUUCCGGUUUGGACGCUCACCUUCUCUGUCCUUCACCUACGUAAGAAGCUUUAUGUAACAUAUGAUGUUGUUUUCUGAUGGAACUUGGUUGAGGAAAUGUGACAGCUUUGGUCUUAAUGCAGAAGUAAUAACCCCAACGAUCGUUUUUUAAGUACAGUGUAGGCUAGCAUAUAUGACAUAUUUCUCACGUCCACUGCUCACACCAAGUUAUUGUUGGACAGUUGAGAUAUGCCAAUGAUUGAACUUGUACGCCACGCUUGGUAUCUGUUAUUACCUUCAUCAGGGAGGUUGUUUUCGGUUGAUUUUCUGUUAGAAGCAUUUCGCAAAAUUAAUAAAUAAGUAAAUAAGUUUGUGGGCGGAUUUUGAGGCAAUUUUCAGAAAUUGUCUGGAGGAGACCAGAAUCAAAUGACAAGAUAUUGGUAGUGAUACAUUAAGUAAUUACUUCAUUUAUAAGAAUGAAAAUUGAGCGCCCUUGAUGGAGGUCUUCAGUUCUCCGCAUGCUUUUUCAGUUGAAAAUUUUAUUUGUGCAUAAUACCAUAUGUAGUCUAUAUUAUUCCAGCGGCAACUUCCUUUGCUCAGAUAAAUUUACGUAAUGCUCGUGCAAUAAGUAUUUACCGCCAGUAAUGCGUUACCUCGCAAAUGUUUUAAGUGUUUAGAACUGCUUAAUAGUAAAGAUUCACGUAGGUUUUCUGUUUGAUCGAGAUUAUUUCGUGGCAGAAUAUGUUCCCAGUCUUUUUGGUAAAUUUGUUAGUCAUGUUGUAAUAUGCUAUAUGUUAUACACUGUGUCAAUUAAAAUGCUAAUAAAAUAUGUAAUUGAU